GCCAGCGGGGCCGCCUCGCCACCGCCGCGCCGCGCGCCACGCUCCACCGCUGACUCAGGCCUCCCCUGUCCGGCUAUGCACUCUGCCGCUGUCUGAUCGUCGUGUCAGAUGGUCGCCGUGCCCCGCUUCAGGAGACGCGUCAGGCACAAGCUCCGCAUCUCCAGCGAAGCCAUGCUCUGCUGCGGACGGAAAAAGGAUGGCAAUGAUCAGCCUGUGGACAUGGGACGAUCUCCUCGGCACAACCACCAGCAGGAGCAGCAGCAGCAGCAACAACAACAGCAGCAGCAGCAGCAGCAGCAGCAGGGCGGGCCACAGCCCGGCCCCAGCGGAAUGCCGCAGAUGGUCGUCCAAAAGGAUUUCAGGAAGGUCAGCGGGAUCUCGACCGAGAUCUUCCGCCAGAUCGAGACCAUCGAGAACGACAUGGACGCGUCGACGGCGGCGGCACUGCAGGCCGUCGAGAAGCGCGGCGAGAUGCUCGUGCGCAUCCUCGACCCCAACCGGCUCUCCAAGAAGGCCUUCGAGAGCGCCAAGCGCUUCCUCUCCCUGCAGGACGGACGGCACACGAUCCAGUUUGUGGAGAUUGUGAAGCGUCCCGGCCAGACGCUGGGCCUCUACAUCCGCGAGGGGAACGGCGCCGACCGCUCCGACGGCGUGUUUGUCUCCCGGAUUGCGCUCGAGUCGGCCGUGUACAACUCGGGCUGCCUGCGGGUGGGUGACGAGGUGCUCGCCGUCAACCUGGUGGAUGUGACGCGCAUGGGCCUCGACGACGUGGUCAUCAUCAUGUCGAUUCCGCGCCGGCUGGUGCUCACCACGAGGCAGCGCCGGUUCCACCAGGGCGCCGAGAGCCCGCCGAUGGCCCGGAUCGAGCCCAAGCCGCCGCCCGUGGUCGUCAUCAAGAAGGAGCUCGAGGAGGAGGAGCCGGAGCGCGCGCCGCCGCCGCCGUCGACGGCGCCGCCGCCGCUGCCGCCGCGCCGGCAGCGCAGCGCCGACGACUCGCCGUACGGCUACACGCGCUCGAUGGUGCACCGGGACCCGUCGGCGGCGGCUGCCUACCCGGACCCGUACAGCCGCGCGCGGCGCUCCCAGUUCGCCGGCGCCGCCAGCCGCAGCCUGCCGCCCAGCGACUCGUGGCACAGCGACGCCAGCUCCGUGACCUCGUACCAGCCGCCGCCACCGGUGGUCACCGACCAGCCGCGCGGCUCGGCGCCCCUCUUCGCGCCCUACGAGCGCGGCGGCCCGCACCCGAAGACGCUCGAGUCGCUGGCGGAGCGCGUGCACGGCGGCCCGCUCGACUCUCUGGCCGGUAACGUGGAGUCUCUGUACGCGGCGGCGGCGCGUCGCGGCGGCUACGGCAGCCUGCCGCGCGGCGGCGGCCACUACCGGGGCCGGGGCCGAGGCGCCGAGAGAGGCCGAGGGGUGACGCGCACCUACAGCGACCAGCGGCUGCCCAUGACCGACACCGAGCCGGCCGAGCUCUCCGUGCCGCCGGCCAUGCGGCCCAACUUCAAGACCUCCUCGCUGCAGUACCCGCUGCGCUACACGGACACCAUGAAGCGGCUGAGCGCCAUGCGCCGCCGGACGGCCUCGCUCGACUACGCCUCGGACUCUGAGGCGGUGGCGCCGGGCCGGCCGCCGCUGGCGCACCGCACGCGGCCGCAGCAGCUGGCCGCUGCCGGCGGGCCGCGCAGCAACUCUCUGCCCCGGGACGGGCGCGCCGUGCUCCGCGGACGGCCGCGCUACGUCUCCGGCUACGGCUCGGCGGGCACGGCCGACAGCCAGGACGAGAGCGACGGGGCCGUCAGCGCGCCCGAGCUGCUCACCAGGAGAGCCGGACCGCCCAGUAUGCGUCAGGCGGGAGCCGCGUACGGCGGAGGUCCGGCCGACGCCAGCCAGUGGCUCUCGCGAGCGCCCUCCACCAGUGCCAUCUACGAGAGGAUCCGGUCGCAGCGGGACGCGGCCGGCCUGCCGCCCAGCCACCGCGGGGUUCGGUUCACCUUCAGCGCCGAGAACCUGCACGGGGGAGUGGAGGAGUCGCCGUACUACUCGUACCGCCCCCAGCUGAGCACGCUGCGGGCCCAGGCGCCCGGUAUGGUGCAGCCCCGCCGGCCGCCGGUGGCCGCCGGAGCGCCGGCGGACGCCGCCGGACCGCCGCUGUCACAGAGGCUGCGGUCACUGCUGGAGGAGCGCAGCAUCACGCCGACCCCGCAGCCGGGCCAGGCGUCCCGGUUCUCCGUGCUCAACAUCAACCCGGCAGAGUUCCUGCGGUACAAGUCGGAGCGCCCGUCCAUGUCGAGCAGUGCCGAGGAGGGGCCCUCGGGGAUGCUCUGGGUGCACCUGCUCUCCGGGCGCGGUCUGAAGCCGGCCGGACGCAUGCAGCACCUGCGCGACCUCUACUGCGUGCUCGAGUGUGACCACGUGCACAAGGCGCGCACGGUGAUCCGCACCGGCGACCUGGUGUUUGACUGGGACGAGACGUUCGAGCUGGACCUCAUCAACACGCGCGAGCUGGACUUCCUCAUCUACUCGUGGGACCCGCAGUUCCGGCACAAGCUCUGCUACAAGGGCUCCGUGUGCGUGGCCACGCUGCUGCGAGAGAGCAGCGUCUACCAGCUGGCGCUCAAGGUGGAACCGCACGGCACACUGUACGUCAAGCUGCGCUACACGGAGCCCAAGCGGUGCUUCGAGCGGGCGCCCAACCCGCGCCGCUCGGCGCUGUUCGGCGUCGACCUGGAGACGGUGGUGGCGCGGGAGAACUCGGGUCUCAGCGUGCCGCUGAUCGUCAAACGCUGUGUGGACGAGGUGGAGCGGCGCGGCCUGGACAUCAUCGGCCUGUACCGACUCUGCGGCUCGGCCACCAAAAAACUGCUGCUCCGAGAGGCGUUCGAGAAGAGCCCGCGCUCCGUGGACCUGUCACCCGACAACGUGCCGGACAUCAACGUCAUCACCGGUGUUCUGAAGGACUACCUCCGCGAGCUACCCGAGCCGCUGUUCACCAAAUGUCUGUAUCAGAUGCUUUGUGACGCCCUCUCCGUCUGUCUGCCCGACGACCCUGAGGGCAACGCCAAACUCAUGUUCUCCAUACUCGACUGUCUGCCAAAAAUCAACAGGUGCACGCUGCUUUUUCUGAUGGACCACCUGCGGCUGGUGGCCUCUCAGUCCGAGUGUAACAAGAUGACGCCACAGAACGUCGCCAUCUGCUUCGGCCCGGUGCUGAUGCUACACUCGGAGAUCGGCCGCACCGACAUUGACUUCCACAAGCCCAUCUCGGUGCUCAAGUACCUGCUCACCAUCUGGCCCUCAAAGUCAGUUCGGGAAGCAGCGGCAGCGACAGCCGGACCAGCUCGUCGCUCUCGUCUCUCACCACGCCCCCCUUCGUCGGCGCGGCGGGACGCGGCGCAGCAGCCGGCGCACCGCUCCGACCCAGCUACUACCGCCACAGACAGUGGCUCAGAGAGUCGCGAUUCCUCCCCGAAUCAACCUGCUGACACCGAGGAGCCCGACCUAGGCUCCAGCGCGGGACCACGGCCCGGACCUGGCUCGGGAGCGGGGCCGGCCGGCGCGCCCAGCCAGCCCUUCCCCGGCCCGCCCGCCGCCCCCAGCUACAUGCGGCCAAAGUCGGACGUGGAGGUCGGCGGUGGUCGGGACGGCCGAGCCACGCCGGCGGAGGGUGGCUACACCCGCGAGGGACGGGCCACGCCGGCGGAGGGUGGUUACACCCGCGAGGGACGGGCCACGCCGGCGGAGGGUGGUUACACCCGCGAGGGACGGGCCACGCCGGCGGAGGGUGGUUACACCCGCGAGGGACGGGCCACGCCGGCGGAGGGUGGUUACACCCGCGAGGGACGGGCCACGCCGGCGGAGGGUGGUUACACCCGCGAGGGACGGGCCACGCCGGCGGAGAGUGGUUACACCCGCGAGGGACGGGCCACGCCGGCGGAGGGUGGUUACACCCGGGCCUACGGGCGCGGUCAGGAGGCCCGGCCCCGGCCACCGUCCGGCUCCGAGCCGACCAUCGGCGGCCGCGAGACGCACGAGGAGCUCAUGAAGGGCGUCAUCUCAGAGCUCCAGAGCAAGCGGCUCUCGGCGCGCAGCCUGGACGGCGACGGCGCGCCGGCCGACCGCGACCAGCGCCGCGAGCAGGAGGAGGAGCAAGAGGAGGAGGAGGAGGAGGAGGAGGAGCGGUUAGAUCUCACGUGA
Molecule: messenger RNA, 4197 nt
Organism: Amphibalanus amphitrite
Lineage: Eukaryota; Metazoa; Arthropoda; Thecostraca; Balanomorpha; Balanidae
Product: rho GTPase-activating protein 100F-like
Exons: 13
Coding region: 109-4197 (1362 amino acids)
Biological process (GO): signal transduction
Molecular function (GO): protein binding
Source: RefSeq, a predicted model, not a curated record